GCGGUGCUGUUAUCAAUCAGGUAACCCAAGAAUCACUGUUUUGUGUGAUGAUAGAAAGUUCUGUCAAAAAGAAAAAAGAAAAGGGAUGUGUUACAUUAUAUGAUCAAAUAAUAGGUGGGUUUCAAAAGAAAUUGAAUUCUCGGAGGAAAGAUUUUUUACAGCAGUGGCGCAAAAGACAAUCUUCAAUAGGCUUGUUAAAGCUUGAAUCAGCUAAACAGGAUUCCGAAGUAUGA
Molecule: messenger RNA, 233 nt
Organism: Funneliformis mosseae
Lineage: Eukaryota; Fungi; Glomeromycota; Glomeromycetes; Glomerales; Glomeraceae
Source: the annotation of a GenBank genome assembly